Messenger RNA from Plasmodium inui San Antonio 1, 771 nucleotides. Its product is annotated as 50S ribosomal protein L7e. Gene Ontology annotation, cellular component: cytosolic large ribosomal subunit. Gene Ontology annotation, biological process: maturation of LSU-rRNA from tricistronic rRNA transcript (SSU-rRNA, 5.8S rRNA, LSU-rRNA). Gene Ontology annotation, molecular function: structural constituent of ribosome; RNA binding. Bases 1 to 771 code for a protein of 256 amino acids. The record is from RefSeq and is a predicted model, not a curated record. Lineage: Eukaryota; Apicomplexa; Aconoidasida; Haemosporida; Plasmodiidae. The transcript is spliced from 3 exons.
AUGGCGGAUAGGUACGAGGAAGAGAAAAAAGAUGCCGGGAAGAAUAUGAUGAGCUUGAGGAAGAAGAAGCUGAAGAAGUACCUCCAGCUGAAGGAGAAGAAUCAGAAGAAGAUGAAGGCACAGAAGCUGAUCAACAAGAAAAAGCGAACCGAACUGCGACUACGCACACUUCGAUACGAGAAGGAGUACGAAGAGGAACGGAAAAAAAUCGUGCAACUUAAAAGAGAGGCAAGGAAAAAUAACUGCUUCUACAGAGAGGCGGAAAAGAAGGUCGUUUUUGUGAUCAGACUAAAGGGAGUAAAUAAACUGUCCCCAAAGGUGCGAAGCGUCUUUCGCCUUCUAAGGCUUCUUCAAAUACAUAACGGAGUCUUCGUGAAGGUAAACAAGGCUACCAAGGAAAUGCUAAAAAUUGUGGAGCCAUUCGUUACCUACGGUUACCCCACCAUUUCCACCAUCCGAAAGUUGGUGUACAAAAGAGGUUACAUCAAGGUGGGAAAAGUAAGAAAGUAUGCUAGGAAAAAAAUUCAAGACAAUCAGGAGAUUUCGAAACAUCUGGGAAAAUACAAUGUCCAUGGUGUUGAAGACAUGAUUCACCAACUUUAUACCUGCGGGCCUGCUUUUAAAAAAGUGAAUAAUUUUCUGUGGGCCUUUAAGCUGAAGCCCCCCAAGAAGGGUUUCAAGGCCAAGCGACACGCGUUCAAUGAGCCCAGGCCAGGUGAUUGGGGAAACAGGGAGAGUCACAUAAAUGAGCUAAUCAAGCGGAUGAUCUAG